Dicrocoelium dendriticum is the source of this 2237-nucleotide messenger RNA. Lineage: Eukaryota; Metazoa; Platyhelminthes; Trematoda; Plagiorchiida; Dicrocoeliidae. The record is from the annotation of a GenBank genome assembly.
UGCGGUUCACCGGCUCGCCACUUCAGAUAGGUCCGCCUGCCCAGGGUGACAGUGUGAGUGACUUCAGCCGGUGAGCUCAGCACUGUGCCUACCACAUGUUCACCAUUGAGAGUGCAAAAGAUUUGGGGCGUCAACAAGUAGUUUCUUGUUGAAUGGAUGAUUUGUUACCGUUUAACUUGACAUCGGCAUUCGAAAAGACGUAACAUAGACUCAUACGCCCAGACUCGUCCUAAGCUGGCGAAUCUCCUGGUGGCAACACGAUAUAAAUUUUCGGAAUUUGUUCGGAAUUUGUUCGAUUUGAUCCGACCUCUUGUUGCUAUCUUACCAACCGCGUGUCCUUUCAGUGAAAACAUCAUUUUACUGACAACUCAAUCCCUAGCUUUUGUCAUGAGUACAAGUGGAAUUGGAGUAGCAAACAUACUUUGGAACAAGCCAUAUCUGAUAAACGUCAUAGUGGUGCUUUUCAGCUCUGUUGCUGCGCUAGUACAAGGCGGAUGUACAACUUCAGCUGGAACCCCAAUAUGUUGUCGAGGAAAGCAAUCCACAUGUUGCGGAUACACCUACGAUGUUAAUGGCAACCGGACCUCCAGUACCCAGCAUUUGUGUCCAACGUCCGAUAUUAUGUUGCGCACACGGAAAGCAGUUAAAACCUGUUUCUGUGAUGAAUUCUGCACCACUACUAAAGACUGCUGCCCGGAUUAUCGGACUUUAUGUCACAAACCGAUAAUUGACUGCAUGGUAAGCGAAUGGGGACCAUGGAGCGAAUGCGAUCGUCAAUGUGGCCAAGGCGUGAGCGUUAGAAGACGUCGAAUUAUUCAGCCACCGAGCAACGGUGGACAGCACUGUCCUGUUCUUGAGGAGAGCAAACCUUGUCAGGGGUACCGCUGUGUCUCUCGACGUGUCGGACGAUCAGGCAGCUUAAUGCUUCCCUUUGUGCGACAAGCCCGAGCUGAGGUCGCCCACCUGUUACCGUCAACUGGCGAUGUGCCACAAAUUACCAGACGAUGGGAUAUGCGCUGGGAUGAAAGACGAAAACUGUAUUUGGGGAAGCUUAUCAAACAAAACAAAACCGAGAAGCCGGAACCGGACCCUUACUGUGCAGUGUACGAAAUAACUCAUGCAAACAAAGCGUGUCUGCCUGAAAAUCUUCUGUGGCAGCUUAUGGCUGAGCAAAGUCUAAACGGAUUCAACUAUCGCCGAAGCGCCUCGUCAAAUCCGAUGCACAGUGGUGGUCUGUACCCCUUUGACCUACAUGCGUAUCGCCCUCGUAUCUCACGAAGAGAAAGACGCUGGGAUGCAUUCCCCACACCGAUACGGAAUACAGUCAUUCUGGGACCUGAAAUGGAUUCCCAGAAUCCAUGGAAAUACACCUGGAUUAACCACGGUGCGCUGAUUGCAAAGGGGAGGCAAAUAUGCGUCACAUGCUAUCCCGGCUACAUGAGGGAAGAUUUGGGUUUCCGUUGUUCUGGCUCCGGCUUACUGAACGUGGAAACACGCUGGCGAGCGGUGCAAACUGCUGACUGUCAUGGCCGCUUUCGCAUGCUCACAAUGCCCCAACGGGCCUGUACCUGCGAUGCGGAAGCCACCUCGUUUAUCUUUAUUUGAGCAGCUGUGCCCCUUUGUCAAGUCGAAUAAUGUAUACCACAACAGACGAUUUGAGAAAAAUCUGAACUUUGACUUUCGCACCCACUCUUCUCUGAUCAUGCCAGUGAACCUGAAUCGAACUCACACGAGCAAAUGCUAUUUUUUCAUCCAUCUUCAACCAUACAUGUCCGCGUAUUUGCUAAAACCUGGAUGAUUCGGUCACCAAUUUUACUCUGCCUUCUAGUUCUUGAUAAGAAAACUUUACAACAAAUGGAGACCAUCUGCCGUUUCUGUUCGAUUUAUAGUAUGAAGGAAUAAUCCAAUUUUAUUCUAUGUAUGCAACACACUGUCACCGUCCACAAAUUCGUUUCGCUUCAGUUUGCUUUGAAUGAAUAGUUUUGGGCCUCCAAUCAGAAUACGUGUCACACGAAUGUGAAAUAUUUUGCCUUAUUUAUUGUCUCGAUACACUUCAUUCAUUAGACACCAUUUUUAAUAGGUUGUUUUUUAUGGCCAACACAUGUGCCUAGUUUCCCGUAAAUGCUGGUCACAAAAUUGAUUUCAAGGAAUUUCUGUAAGUAACGCACAAAUCGCCCAUCUCUCCACACACUUGCUGUUCAUACUGUCAAUUCAUAUGUUAUAAAUGAUGUUUUCAA